GGUGGCGCAUGCGCAUUAUAUUCAGCCGUUGUAUCUACCGCGUCAGUCUGACGUUUCAGUUGAAAUUGGAAAGAAGACAAGAAUACGGUCCAAGAGAAAAGAAGAUCAGCCCAGAGGUGAAAAGCAGCGUGAAGCCAGGUUGAAUGUUUUUUUUUUCAGCGCGAAGCUCCGGUAAGCAGAGCUACUUGCUACAGCAACUACAUUAGCAAGAAAUGACAGUUAUUGUAGAAUUGAAUAUGAUAUCGACCACGAUAAUUUCACUGUUACAAAAAACCAGUCGGAGUCUGAGGAACGAUAAUCAGUAACCUAUAUUCAAUGUUUUAACCAGCAGUGGUAGACUUUUAUCAUUGUUAUAGUUUUAUACUAUUUCCAAAAUAGUUCGCUGUUUCUGUUAGCUGUGGGCUAAAUUUAGACUGGAAGUCUAUGGGGUUGGCUAGCUGGCUAAUGCGGACUUAGUCAAAUACGGUGAACGUUGGUCACCUCAGCAGUAGUAGAUGUAGCGUUGCCAUGGAAGCCAUUCGUGGGAAUCGUUACCUACAGGUUGAUUGUCCGGUUCAUACACCGUGUUUGUUUUGUUUUGAUUCGCUAUGUUUGUAUAUAAAGAAGUAAUGAACUGUUCAUAGAAAUACAUCAUAUAUGAUAAAUAACAAAUGAUAAGGUUUACAUAUACAUGUAAUUAGAUACUGUACUGAUGUGAAUGGUAAUAAGAAAAUGUAAUUGUUUUUACAUACAAAUACCAUUUAUUUAUUUAUUUUAUGGUGAUAGAUGGUGAUAUUCAUUCAUUCAUUUCAUGAUUUAACAGAUGAAUUUUUGUCUUGGUCAUAUCACAUGAUUAGACUGUUGGAUUAGAAUUCAGUGUCAGAGAAGUCAGUGUUAUAAUAUUUUAGAUUAAUUUCUUGCAUUCUGCACUAUGUGUAGAUUGGUUUUUUUUAUUGACCCAGAACUGAUUCUGAACCGUGCGGUUCAGUGGCGAGCCAUCCGAGAAAGAAGACUGUGGACAGACCUACCCACCGGUGUGGCCAGCCGGCGAGCAAGGAUUUGCCUACAGAGUUGAACUGACUGACUAUGACUGACUAGACAACCAGGAAACCAGAUAAGAUACCAGAUACCAGAUACCAAAUAGAAGUUUGUGCAUAUUGAGAGACAUUGAUUCAUACAUCAAGAAUUUUCAUAUACACACAUUCACGCACACAUACACACACACAUAUAUGUAUUUUUUUUAUUUAUCUGUUUGGGGAAGAGCUCUUUUUGGGUGGUUUAUUUUUUAUAUUAUUGUGUUGCACGUUUUAGUGCCCUGAACUAGAGAAAAUAAAAUUUGUCACCUGUUUCAAUUGUACCCAACUCUAGUCUUUCAUGAUUUAUAAUAACCAUAUAUCAGCUCCUCGAACCUAGCGGAUGUAGUACCAUAUUAUUCAUAUUAUUAUUAAUUUAAAGAGCAAUAGUGCUACAAUAAAACUUGGCGAGCCAGCCAGGAGAGUUGGUUGAUCUAACAUUUAACAGGUUGACAUUUUUAUUGUUCUCAUUUUUUUGAAUUUUUAAGGUAAUCUAUUUACGAAUGGUCCUUUGUAACACUGCACUGCUUAACAUGGAUGUAGUUAAGGCUGAGAACAUCAAAGUUCCUAAUGCAGUUCUAGUUAGUGGUCUAACUGGCAAAAGUAUUGAUGAUGAAGUAUUCCAGUAUUUACAGCAGUACGGUAAGAUUGAAAGAACUAUUGAGGUACAUAGCACUGCAGCUAAGUUCCAAGACUCAUCCGUAGUAGAAUUUAGUUCGGGUGAACCCAUAGAGUUUUUGAAGGAUAUCUUACCAUGUAUUAGGCCUACUAGUGAUCCGGCGGUUACAUAUCACAUUCAGCUUCUGUCUGAUCUAUAUACUGCUGAUCGAGGGUCUUCCUUAACCCAGACAUAUCUAGCUGAACUGCAGAAUGUUGCCAUACUUAGUGGGACAGACUUUGAAAAAGUCUUAUUAGAUGAAUUAGCUAGAAUUCAAAAAUCUACCCAGACACACUUAACCGAACCAGACACAUUAAAAUUAAAUGAAGAGAUUCCGCCCACUAAUGGGUUUGAUCCAGCACUUAAUGCUAGUGUUAGGGCCCACCCCUUCAAGCAUGCUACACCCUCACCUGACUCAGGCACACAGGCAUUCUCUUUGCCUCAAAACAUACCCCUAUAUAUAGCCCCUGAUUCCUUGACCCCCCCUGAAGUGCAAAAAGUAGUGGUUGAGCAUGUCAUUAGGAGUGCUGAUGUGUCACCUCAGUAUCAUGGAAAUAUCAGAAUCAGACCCUUCUCGGGGAGGAUACCAUGCCCAAAUGCAGAGUCUGACUAUGAGACAUGGCGCAGCAAUGUAGAGUUCCAGCUCGGAGACCCCACUGUGUCUGACAUGCACACCACCCGGAAAAUUAUCGAGAGCCUCCUCCCACCUGCUGCCAACAUUGUCAAACAUCUAGGUCCUAGUUCCACCCCUCAUGAGUAUCUUGCCAUGCUCGAUUCAGCAUAUGGUAUUGUUGAAGAUGGAGAUGAACUCUUUGCCAAGUUUCUAACCACCAACCAGGACUCUGGUGAGAAUCCAUCUGCCUACGUGCAGCGCUUGCAAGCAAUACUGAGUAAAGUAGUCAAGAGAGGUGGCCUAGUUGCUAGUGAAACAGAUAGCCAGCUGCUCAAACAGUUUUGCCGGGGCUGCUGGGACAAUGCUCUGAUAACCAGUCUCCAGCUAGAGCAAAAGAAAAUUAAGCCGCCUUCCUUCUCUGAGCUGCUCCUCCUGCUACGUACUGAGGAGGACCGCCAAGCUGCUAAAUCCAGCCGGAUGAGACAGCACUUGGGCCUCAAAGUGAAAGCACAGUUGCACUCUAUCACAUCAAAUGAACAUGUCCCUGACAUCAGUGCUGUAGCAUCAGCGAGUGAGGCGUACCCCGGUCAGACUCAAAAGCUUGAAAAACAGAUGGAAGCGCUACAAGCGCAGAUAGCCUCUUUAAAAGCAUCCUUGACCUCAAAGCAAGGCCAGUCUAAAAAGAAACCAAAGUCCCAAACCAAACUCUCCACUGAGGACGAUCCCCCAAGCUCUGCAGAGUUCAACCACAAGAGGAAACCACGACCAUGGUAUUGCUUCAGAUGUGGUGAAAAUGGCCAUAUCAAGCCAUCUUGCACUAGUGAGCCAAAUCCUGAACUGGUUGAGCAGAAAAACAAAGAGCUGAAACAAAAGCAGGCAGCUUGGGAAAAUUUAAACUAGUGUCAGUUCCUGUUGAGGGACUAUCAGGAGCUGUAAAUGAUAAAUGUCCCAAACCAAGAACUAGAGCAUCCAUCCAUUCCCACAAAGCAGACACUCAGACUAGACUUCCUCCAAGACUUGUAGGACAGAAAUGUGUAGCUAAUGUUAUUGUGUCAGGAAUUGAUUGUCAUUGCCUUCUCGACUCAGGGUCUCAGGUUACUACAGUAUCAAGCUCUUUCUACAACAAACAUCUCUCAGAACUUCCCAUCCAACCCCUCACAACCUUAGAUGUUGAGGGUGCAAAUGGUCAGAACGUCCCGUACUUAGGCUAUGUUCCUGUUAGUCUUAAGUUCCCAAAAGAAUUUGUUGAAAAAGAACCUGAAAUCUCUGCCUUAGCUUUAGUUGUUCCAGACAUCCGAAGUAAUAUUGACUCACCUGUACUUAUUGGGACAAAUGCACUUGACAUUCUGUAUAAAGAGUAUUGCAGUGACAAAAAUCCAAACGAACUGUCCUCCAUUUAUGGUUAUAGACAAAUUAUCCGUGUACUUAAGAUCAGAAAUAAAGAGAAUUCUUCAGGAUUGAUAGGUUUAACAACUCUCAAAGACAAAGUGCAGCAAGUUAUCCCUGCUCAAGAGAGAGUUUGCCUUGAAGGAUUUAUGAGAGCCCACACCACUAGUCAGUAUGCUGUAAUUGACCAACCAGAAUCAUCCACCUUACCUGGAGGUAUCUUUGUAGAGCGUUGUCUUGUCACCCUGCCCAAGCAGCGGCCCUACAAACUAUCUGUGUGGGUCAGGAAUGAGAAUGAGCACGCUGUGAAACUCCCUUCCAACUGUGUCAUCGCUGAACUGCACACCCCCGACACCAUCUAUGACAGCCCACCAGACUCCAACAAAGGCACAGAGACCGCAGCAUGUUGCGCAAUCUCUCCAGACACAGGCAAGGAAUCUACCAAAAGAGGACUCACCUUUGACUUCCAUGAUUCCCCCCUUCCACAGGAAUGGAAGGACAGAAUAACAAAGAGUCUCAAUGACUACAGUGAUGUGUUUGCCCAAAGCGACCUGGAAUUUGGACAUGCAUCCAAAGUGAAACAUCAUAUAAACCUGAAAGAUGACACACCAUUCAAGCAAAGAUCCAGACCAAUCCACCCAAAUGACUACGAGGCAGUCAGAAAACACCUUCAGACCCUCCUUGAUGCGGGAGUGAUCCGUGAAUCAGAGUCGCCAUAUGCUUCACCCAUCGUCGUGGUGAAGAAGAAAAAUGGGGAGGUCCGUCUUUGCAUUGACUACCGUAAGCUCAACAUGCUUACCAUCAAAGAUGCU
Messenger RNA from Scatophagus argus, 4521 nucleotides. Its product is annotated as zinc finger CCHC domain-containing protein 18-like. The record is from RefSeq and is a predicted model, not a curated record. Gene Ontology annotation, molecular function: zinc ion binding; nucleic acid binding. The transcript has 2 exons. The coding region runs from base 1556 to 3223 and encodes 555 amino acids. NCBI's taxonomy places the organism in Eukaryota, Metazoa, Chordata, Actinopteri, Scatophagidae.